Spirodela intermedia is the source of this 1638-nucleotide messenger RNA. Lineage: Eukaryota; Viridiplantae; Streptophyta; Magnoliopsida; Alismatales; Araceae. The record is from the annotation of a GenBank genome assembly.
AUGGACACCGCUCAAUGGCCCCAGGUAAAUUUAACCCCACGCGCCUGCUAGGCGUCUGGUUCUUGCUGUGACCUUCCUCCUUCCCCCGUCUCUUUCCUUGUUUUUUCUGUUUUUGAUGAAUGGAGGGUCAUGCUCCUCCCUCCCUCCCUCCCUCCCUCUCUCUCUCUCUCUCUCUCUCCCCCCCUCGCUCUUUGUUUUCUCUCUCAUCUCUCGUUCUUUGAACCUUGCUUCGUGUUUUGGAUGCUAUUUGGUGAUGUGUGUUGAUGAAUUUGAUGCUGAUUAUACAGACGUAGAUCUCCAAACCCUCCCAGUAUUCUCCUUCUUCAAUCCCUUUUAACCUUGAAAACAUCCCAACCUUUUCGCUUUUUUUCCUCCUUUCUCUCCUGCUUUUGCCGUGGUGGCGGCCAUGGUUCGUUGCAAUCUCUCCCAAAGCGAUAUCGCCCUUCAUAAACUUUUAUCUCCUCUCUCUCUCUCUCUCUCUCUCUCUCGCUCUUCCUCCCCUCUGCCUUUUGGUUUGUGGUAGUGUUCUUGAGAGCAUAUAGAAGCCGCAUUCACCCUCGUUCAGGGUCUCCUAUAAUCAUCGAGAGCCUGUGAUCCCCUUCACAGAUACACCCCUCCCCCCUUCCCUCUUCUCUCUUCUAUCUCUCUCUUCUUUAUUCUGGAGUGCAUAAAGAAGACACCUCGAGCUUUCUUCCGGUCUCGUCUGACGAUCUUCGGGGUGUGACAUGGGGCUAUGUUUUACAGGACAUGGGCCUGACGAAGUCCUCCAUGGAGGGGAUGAUGGUGCCCUCGGGAUGCACCACAGCAAGGCCUCAGCUGAUGGAGAGGAGACCGAGGCCGCCGAGGGAGCACGCUUUGAACUGCCCCCGCUGCCAGUCGACCAACACCAAGUUCUGCUAUUACAACAACUACAGCCUUUCCCAGCCCAGGUACUUCUGCAAGACCUGCAGGAGGUACUGGACCGAGGGGGGCUCCCUCAGGAACGUCCCCGUUGGCGGGGGCUCCAGGAAGAACAAGAGAUCUUCCAAUUCCUCCUCCUCCGCCACUAUCACCCCCCCUUCCUCCACCGGCAGCACCCUCGCGUCGACUUCAGCCACAUCGGCGAAGAGGGCACUGGAUCACCCCCAUCCUUCUCCUCCGCCCCCUCUACCCAUCGCGUCCUCGACUCAGACCUCCAGAUUUCACCAAGGACAGGAUCUUAACCUAACCUUCCAGCAAACUCACAGGACCGGGGAUUUCUGCUCCACGGUCAGCCCUAACCCGUUGACUUGCUCUUCCGCCGCCAGCAGCGGCGCUCAGUCGGCCAUGGAUCUUCUCCGGGGCGGGGUCUCUUGUAAGGGGAUGAGCCCCUUCUUGCCGCUGAUGAUGGCGCCCGAUGGCGGUGCAGUUUACUCAGCCGGCUUCGGCCUGCAGGACUUCCGAUCGAGCUCCAUUAAUUUCCCCCUGGAUGGGAUCGCCGGAGAUGGUGUGUAUGGUAACGUGCAGGACGGCAGUGGGAGGGUGUUCUUCCCCUUCGAGGACCUGAGGAGGCACGUUUCCUCAGGUGAUGCUGACGUGGACCAAAGUAGGGGACAGGGAGGUGACCCCUCUGUGUUCUGGAAUGGGGUCAUUGGCGGUGGUGGUGGGGCUUCAUGGUAG